GUCUUUGUAUCUUUUCCAAACACUCGGCCGUUUAGACUUUGAGCAGCAAGAAACAUGAAGAGCUCCUUCACGUUCACCAUCUUCUUCUUUGUUCUUCUCCUUACCUCUUGUGAGGUGAUGAGCGCGAGGAUGCAAGAGAGCACAAACAAUAUAUUGACUAUACCAUGCAAUACCAAUGAAGACUGUGCUAAGUCUUGCAGAGGUCCAUUCCACAACUGCCAAAAUCAUAGUUGUCAAUGCGUAGAAGGAAAUCCUAAUUGUUGCUAGAUAACACCCUCCUCCACACAUUGUCUCUAGAAGAAAAUGCUUAUGCUUCUGAUUCAAUAUAUUUUGCAUUGGAUUAAUUCCACCAAAUAAUAAAAUUAUGCUUCCUUGUUCGUCUACUUAAUUUCGUAAUUGCAUAUUCAGAAGACGCAGAAAUCGCUAGACACUAAACCGUAUUACUAAAACUCAGCUGUACUAAAAUAUGACAGUGGAAACUGUUCUGCCUUGGCAGCUUUUCUUGUAGUAGAUCAGAUGCAUUGUUCCCAAACCUCGUCUAAAACCAUUUUUUCUUGACAGAUUUUCAUGCUUAAGGCCACUUCUUCUUGCACAGUUGAUUCCACAAGAUCUUCUUCAUAUGGUUCUGACUCUAAGCAGAUUUGAGUUGAAACUUGCAUCUGUCGUAUUAGUGAAGGUUCUUUACCUGAAACAUUCAACCGCUGUUCACCGAGGUCCUUACUGCUUCUACCACCAAUGUAGCAGUAAGAUUCUUUACAUGGAUUCUUUAUGGUGCUUGAAACACACACACAAGUAAGUUUGGGAACACCACUCCCUAGUGAAUGUUGCACUGGCUGAAAAGGUGACGAAACACUUGCCGCAGAUGUACAAAAAAGUGAUGCAGUAGUCGAUGGAUUUGGUCCGAAAAGGUUAGUAGAGGAAGAUGCUGGCGAGUAAUCCAAACCACAUCUAGCUAAAAAACCUUCACACUUUGUAGGUGCUGAGGUGCUUGAAGCACAAACAGAAGUAACUGGUGUUGUACCAAAAACUACUGUAGUAGUAGUAGAGGAAGAAGAUGCUGGCCAGACACCAACAUCAGAUCUGACCCAUUCAAUACCGCAUCCUGUAGAAAAUGAAUUAAUACCCCAAGGCAUAUCUUGCGCUGGCUCAAACGGUGAAGAACGUGGAGGUGCUGGGACAUAACCAAUGGGAGGAAGCUUAAGGAUGUUGAAGUGCUAGGCGCACCAGAACCAAAAGUAGCUUGGACAGGAGCUUGCACUGACCCGAAUUUAGGUGGUGUGAGAGCAGAAGAUGCACAGAAACCGGAAGUGGUUGGACCAGGAGCUUGCGUUGGAGCAGAACUAACAUCAGGAGCAAAUCCGAAUGGUGAAGAAAUGUGAACUGGAGAUGAUGUUGUUGAGGUUGAAACAUUAACAGCAGAAUCAUAUCCAAGAGCUUGAACUGGUCGGGGACUAACCGGCAUUGAAUUGACUGAUGAGCCAGUCACAUUGCUCAGUUCGGAUUCUUGAAUAUUGAUUAUGCCUGAAGUGCGACAAUGGUAAAAGUUUC
Messenger RNA from Camelina sativa (false flax), 1548 nucleotides. Its product is annotated as defensin-like protein 278. The record is from RefSeq and is a predicted model, not a curated record. NCBI's taxonomy places the organism in Eukaryota, Viridiplantae, Streptophyta, Magnoliopsida, Brassicales, Brassicaceae.